Endocarpon pusillum Z07020 is the source of this 1359-nucleotide messenger RNA. RefSeq lists its product as uncharacterized. Gene Ontology annotation, molecular function: monoatomic cation transmembrane transporter activity. Gene Ontology annotation, biological process: monoatomic cation transport; transmembrane transport. The record is from RefSeq and is a predicted model, not a curated record. The transcript is spliced from 7 exons. Gene Ontology annotation, cellular component: membrane. Lineage: Eukaryota; Fungi; Ascomycota; Eurotiomycetes; Verrucariales; Verrucariaceae. Bases 1 to 1359 code for a protein of 452 amino acids.
AUGGUUGGAAAGAGAUCUCUCACCAAUGUCUUCAAACCCGAUUCGCCCCCUAACGGAGAUAUUGAACACGGUCUGCAAAAACCAAAGUUUGCCAGAUUCAGGGAUGUUGUCGAUAUGGUUACUGCUCAAAAUCAGAGGAAGAAGAUCAAAAACCAGCUGACUGAAGGCGUUGACCGUAUGCAAUUAGAAAAGUACCGCAAGAGCGAUGAGGACCUGAAGGGCAUCAAGAGUAAGAGAGUCCGAAACUUUUACAAAAGCCAGAACGAACGUUUAGAUGCCUGGCUCGAGGUGGAUACCCUUGUCAUGACUAUGGCCGAAGACAUCCUUGAGAGCAUGAAUCCAGAUCGUGACCGCGAUGGCAUUCCGGAGCAAGAUGGUGCUCUUCAGGGGGUCGGGGGACGUCUUCAAGAACUACUACCAAAAGAGGCCAGAGAAGAACGUCUUCAAGGCGAAAAGCAUGCAAAAUGGGCGAUAAAUGUCAAUGUCAUUGCGAACAUACUUCUUCUGGCUGCCAAGUGCAUGGCUGCAUCCUAUUCUUCCUCACUAUCUCUCAUCGCAUCCCUGAUCGACUCGGCGUUAGACUUGCUUUGCACAGUGAUCGUGUGGACCACGAACAGGCUCGUCCAAUGGCAAAUCAGUCGUCUCAGUCGACAGUUUCCUGUUGGGCGUCGACGACUCGAACCGAUUGGUAUCCUUGUCUUCUCCGUCAUCAUGGUGAUUGCAUUCGUGCAAGUCCUUCAGGAGUCCGUGGAGAAAUUGCUGCCAGGUGGCGAGAAAAAGGCUGCUGCGCUGCCUCUGAUAGCCGUUGGCGCAAUGGGUGGAACAGUGAUUGUGAAAGGUAUUAUAUGGUUUGGAUGCAUUCGAAUCAAGACCACGCAGGUGCAGGCCCUAGCUCAAGAUUGUAAGACGGAUGUUGUUUUCAACACUCUUUCUCUUCUAUUCCCACUGCUCGGUCACAGGCUCAACGUAUGGUGGCUGGAUCCAGUGGGCGCUGCUAUACUUUCUCUCUUCAUUAUCUACGAUUGGACUGCGACGUCCUUCGAAAAUGUUACUCGACUUUCCGGAUCAGCAGUGUCAAAAGCAAUCCAGCAAAAGUUCACCUUCCUUGCUUAUCGUUUCGCACCUGUGGUAGACGGAAUCAAGUCUAUCACAGCUUAUCAUGCGGGAGAUAAAGCGUGGGUUGAGUACGACAUACUUCUACCAGAGAAAAUGCCAUUAGCAUCGGCGCAUGACAUUGCGGAAACUUUGCAGUAUUGCUGCGAAGGUCUUGAUGAAGUCGAUCGGGCAUUCGUAACGACCGAUUAUGCAUCCCACGGACCAACAGGACAUGCAACUGAUCACCUAGGCAUUGGAAAUUAA